AUGAAGAUCGCGAUUCUCACCUCUGGGGGUGAUAGCGCGGGCAUGAAUGCAGUUGUGCGGGCAGUUGUCAAAGCUGCUAUCCUCAAAGGCUGCGAGGCAUGGAUUGUCCGUGAGGGCUAUGAAGGCCUCGUUCGCGGUAAUGUGGACGCCAGUCCUAACUCGGCGCUUCCCCCAGAAGCAGAAUAUACCGAUUUCCCAAUUGCCGCUAUGAACAUCAUAAAAAACCUUCGUUUUGGAGACGGACAGCUUUUAAAGGAUGGAAUCGGUGACUACGCAUCUGGAAGGACCCUCAAAGGCCGUUACAUAGUCAGGGUUGGUUGGGACGAUGUUCGAGGCUGGUUCACUGAGGGCGGAACACUUAUCGGCACAGCACGGUCCAAAGAGUUUAGAACCCGGGAAGGGCGACUUGCUGCCGCCCACAACUUGAUCAAAGAAGGGAUCGACGCUCUCGUUGUCUGUGGUGGAGAUGGCUCAUUAACUGGAGCGGACGUCUUCAGAGCUGAAUGGCCAACGCUUGUGGCAGACCUCCACGCACAAUCUCUAAUCAGCCAGGAACAAGCCACCAAUCAUGCCCAUCUCAAAAUUGUGGGUCUGGUGGGGUCAAUCGACAACGACAUGUCUAUGACUGACCUUACAAUCGGCGCUCCAACGGCUUUACAUCGUAUUUGCGAAGCUAUCGAUAACAUUAACUCGACAGCUACCAGUCACUCGCGCGCUUUUGUCCUGGAAGUCAUGGGAAGGCAUUGCGGAUGGCUAGCUUUACUUGCUGGUGUAGCCGGAGGUGCUGAUUUCUUGUUCAUUCCUGAAAAACCUCCAUCAUCGCGGCCAUGGGAGGACGAAAUGUGUGCUACUAUCCAGAAGCAUCGUGAAGUUGGCAAGCGUAAAACCCUCGUUAUCGUCGCAGAAGGAGCGCACGACAUUGAUCUCAAUCCCAUCCGUGCGGAGUAUGUCAAGGAAAUAUUGACGGACCGACUAGGUCUUGAUACCCGAGUUACAACACUGGGGCAUACCCAGCGGGGUGGUCGGCCUUGCGCUAUGGACCGCAUUCUCCCCACACUGCAAGGCAUGAAGGCCGUAGAGGCACUUUUGGAGGCAAACCCAGAGACACCCUCCUUCAUGAUUGGCAUCCAAGAGAACAAGAUAACGACGGUUCCGCUCAUGGAGGCUGUGGCAAUGACCAAAGCAGUGACAACUGCUAUUGAAGAACGUGACUUCGAAAAGGCAAUGAAACUGAGAGAUCCUGAAUUCAGAGAGAGUUUAGAAGGAUUUUUCGCAACGUCCGCCCUUUCUUCCUCUAAAAGGCUACCCGUCACUAAGAGGAUGCGUGUUGCAAUCAUGCACAUGGGCGCGCCGGCAGGAGGAAUGAAUGCAGCUACGCGUGCUGCAGUGCGGUAUUGUCUUGGGCAAGGACAUACUCCACUUGGCAUUCACAACGGAUUCCGCGGGUUAUUUGACGACGACUUUGCUGAAUUGACUUGGUUGGGCGUUGACUCUUGGAUGGCCCGUGGUGGCUCAGAGCUCGGGACCAAUCGCACCCUGCCGUCGAAAGAUCUUGGCGCUGUUGCCUCCAAGUUCCAACAACAUUCACUGCAUGCUCUGCUCAUGAUAGGUGGCUUCGAGGCCUUUACCGCGUUGCAAAUUCUUGAAGAAGGGAGAAAACAUUAUCCCGCCUUCCACAUUCCCAUGGUCCAUUUACCAGCCACUAUCAGCAAUAACGUCCCGAUGACGGAGUACAGUCUGGGAAGUGACACCAGUCUGAAUGCACUUGUAGAAGCUUGCGACGCAAUCAAACAGAGUGCUAGUGCCAGUAGAAACCGUGUGUUCGUGGUUGAAACGCAAGGCGGAAAGUGCGGUUACAUCGCGACAAUGGGUGCACUAGCAGUCGGAGCGGUUUUAGUUUAUACUCCAGAAGAGGGUAUGAACCUAGACACGUUGAAGCGUGAUGUGCGAUUCCUCAAGGCCCGUUAUAAACUUGACGAGAAAGGAAAAGCCGAAGGUCGCCUCGUUAUUCGCAACGAGGUAGCUUCGUCGGUUUACACCACUGAUGUUAUCACGAAAAUCUUCAAAGAGGAGGGUGGCUCUCUUUUCGACUCCCGUUCCGCUUCUCUAGGACACACGUUACAGGGUGGAAUACCAUCACCUAUGGACCGUGCGAGGGCAGUUCGUCUGUCAUUGAAAUGCAUGGUCUUCCUCGAAAAACAUCACGACCUGCUUAUGGCUCAGCCUCCGAAAUCUCGAGUGGCCCCUUCAGAGAGUGCUGCGGUCAUUACAAUCCAAUCAAGCUCUGUCACCUGGGUCCCAGUUCAAGAGAUGGUCCAACACGCCGAUAUGGCAAAUCGUCGGGGAAGAACACCAUGGUGGGGAGACAUGAAAGAUUUAGUUGAAGCCCUUGUUGCACGACCACAACUUGGCCAACUCCAUGCCACCGAUCUCGAUGUACUUUAG
Molecule: messenger RNA, 2445 nt
Organism: Mycena indigotica
Lineage: Eukaryota; Fungi; Basidiomycota; Agaricomycetes; Agaricales; Mycenaceae
Product: ATP-dependent 6-phosphofructokinase
Exons: 12
Coding region: 1-2445 (814 amino acids)
Biological process (GO): fructose 6-phosphate metabolic process; canonical glycolysis; fructose 1,6-bisphosphate metabolic process
Cellular component (GO): 6-phosphofructokinase complex; cytoplasm; mitochondrion
Molecular function (GO): AMP binding; 6-phosphofructokinase activity; ATP binding
Source: RefSeq, a predicted model, not a curated record